Daldinia childiae is the source of this 3621-nucleotide messenger RNA. Its product is annotated as Checkpoint serine/threonine-protein kinase bub1. Gene Ontology annotation, molecular function: ATP binding; protein kinase activity. Gene Ontology annotation, biological process: meiotic sister chromatid cohesion, centromeric; mitotic spindle assembly checkpoint signaling; protein phosphorylation. The coding region runs from base 1 to 3621 and encodes 1206 amino acids. The transcript has 2 exons. The record is from RefSeq and is a predicted model, not a curated record. Lineage: Eukaryota; Fungi; Ascomycota; Sordariomycetes; Xylariales; Hypoxylaceae.
AUGGCUGCCGGUGAUCUUAUCGACUUUGAUAUAAUCGAGGGGCAGAAGGAAAAUAUUCAAUCCUUGCCUGGAGGACGGUCGGCAAAGAAGCUUGUCGAGGCCUUUUCGCCUUCCCCUUUACAACCUUUACACAAACUUUCGACACCUACACCGUCGGAUACCAAGAACAUCAACGAUUGCAUCAGAGCCGAGUACGAGGCCGAGAUCACAAACAUUUCUGAGUCGGACGACCCUCUCGACGUCUUCGACCGAUAUGUUCGCUGGACCUUUGACGCAUAUCCAUCAGCGCAAGCCACACCCCAAUCACAACUACAUACUCUAUUGGAACGUGCUACCAAAACUUUCAUUGGAUCAGCCCAGUACAAGAAUGAUCCGAGGUAUCUAAAGCUGUGGCUUCAAUAUAUCAGAUUCUUCUCCGAUUCUCCUCGGGAAACUUAUGUCUUCCUAUCACGCCAUAACAUUGGCGAAGGACUAGCCCUAUAUUACGAGGAGUACGCUGCCUGGCUAGAGAGCGCAGAGCGUUGGGCGCAAGCUGAGGAAGUAUAUAAGUUGGGUAUUGAGCGAGACGCGAGACCAGUGCAAAGAUUGGUUCGCAAAUUCGGCGAAUUUGAGAAGAGACGAGCACAGCAACCCGAUGCGGGAAACACCCCGUCAUCGCCAGCAAUACCUACAGUCCGACCUGCACUAGUAGCCAAGAUCGACCCCUUCGCUGCUCCGGCACGGCCAGCCGACCCUCAAGCUCCGAGACCAAACAUGGGUGUCGGCGGUCAAUCUUCAAAGCCUUCAAAGGCUAAACUCACAAUAUUCUCAGAUGCUGAUGCUGAGCCUAGCGCAAUGUCAAAGAUGGGAGAGGGCUCUAAGGGGUGGGAUACAAUAGGAUCAUUAGGGGACCGCAAGAAGGAAAAUAUGGUAGAGGCUAAGCCUUGGGCGGGAGAGACUUUGACGACGCAGGUGAAGAAGAGUAAUGGUCCGAAGAUGGCUAUAUUUCGGGAUCCUUCUUUGUCUAGAAUAGCAGACUCUCAUAUUGUCAUUGCCCCGUCUAAGCAUCAAGUAAUCGUGAAUCCUCAAAGCGGGAAAAGAGAGCGUGUCUUUGUUAAUUUAGACGUUGUUUAUCCAACUCCGGAGGAACCCGGAACCGAACUUUCUUUCGAAGAACUUUGGGCCGUAAACCAAGGUUGGCUCGAUGUAUCCUGGGAGGAUGAUAGCUUCGCAGAUGAACUACAAGAACGGACUCUUGGGCAAGGUUCGGAAGUAGAUCUGCUCAGUAACCAGGUCGCAGAGAAAUUAGUAGUUCACCAAGAUGUGGUAGAGCUGGAUGAGAACGGGGCAAUCAAGGAAAGCUCACGGCCUGCGAAAAGCAAAAAGAAGAAAGUGAUGGAGUAUAACGAGACCCAAAUCAGUCAGUUCAUCCCGCACCUACCUAAGAAUACUUUUUUACUCUACCAAUCAAAUAACAAGAUCGCUAAUUCUUUCGCAGUCAAAGCAAAACUGGACUCACCUUCAGGGCCAAAAAUUAAGAAAAAGAAGAACAACGCUGCAAAUUCUGAGCCUACUAUGACUAUGCACACUAGAGCGGCAACUGAUGAUAUUUAUGAUAUCUUUAACGCCCCUCUCAAGCCUGCACAAGAAGAGGAAGCGGAAGAGAGCGAAGAGGAAGAGUACACGACAGACGACGAUUAUACUAGUGGUGGAGAGAGUGUUAACACUACUAGACGAAUUUCAACCAGUGAGGCUGGUGAUGACGAUGAGAUACCUGAUGACAAGAGCGUGAGCGAAUGGUCCGAGUUCACAGUGCAGAAGCACAUCCCGAGAUUAGACGGCAGGAGCGAUAACGAAGAGGAGGAAGAGGAAGGAGAACAAAGCGACGAAGAGAUGUCGGACCUUAUUGACACCAAGGAUCACCGAGAGAACGAUGCUGGUACACCAGAGGACUCUCCUCCAAGAACAAGAUUUAUUCCUAUACCACCUGAAGAUUACGAGGCACCUACGCGGCCGUAUAGGGAUCCGGCCGAGGUAGCUAACAACCGCCUCCCGUUCAUGACACCUAUUACGGAACGCACAGAAUCUUCUCUUGGUCUAGUUACGGGAGCAAAACCGCGUUAUGACGGUACGAAGACUCCCAACGGCCGCCAUAUCGACCUACCAGAGGAGGAUGAAGAUGAGGAUGAGGAAGACGACGAAGACUUCGGGCCGCUGAGUAGUCCUCUGCGGGAAGUGCUUAGUGAGCGUCGAUCUCCCCCCAAGAUCGCACAACCUCUUCUUAAAAAGCUCAAGACAACGGCAACUGCAACUCCCCCUAGCCAAGGGAAGGCAAAUGAGGUGCAGAAGGGACCAAUUAUCAAGGAACCUAUGUGCAAUCCUGUUGAUACGGCUAUUCGAGAGGAAAUUCUUACACAUAUGCGCCCAUCGCUGAGCUCGUAUUCUGGAUUUUAUGAUCAUCGGACCGAGCGAUGUGAUAAAGGCGCUGAAAUCCGUAAGUUCGUCAAAGCCGUAGCAAAGUCAGGAGGCAAGAAAGAUAGCGAAAAGACCGGUACUAUUCACACUCCGGUUGUCCUCGAGUUUCCCGAAAUUAUGGGCGAGUACACUGUGAAGCGGGAGUUAGGCGCUGGCGCAUUCGCACCUGUCUAUCUCGUUGAGAAUUCAUCGCCGGAAGAUGACGAAAACGACGAAAACGCCCCUGUUGCCAUGGGUAAAGGUGUUUUUGCUACGUCCCGUCGCGCUACCCUUGAGGCCCUAAAGAUGGAACACCCCCCUACGGCUUGGGAAUUCCAUAUGAUGCGGCUCUCAGCUUCACGCUUAGGCCCACAUCACCGCGCUACAGCCUCCAUUUCGGCCGCGCACGAAUUACACCUAUACCAAGACGAGGGAUUCCUAUUCUUACCAUUCCACCAACACGGCACUCUUCUUGACGUAGUCAACUUCUUCUGCGAGUCAUCCAAAGGCCCUAUGGACGAGCCCCUCGCCAUGUUCUUCAGCAUCGAGCUCCUGCGCACCGUCGAAGCUUUGCACUCCAAGCAAAUCAUGCACGGCGACCUCAAGCCCGACAACUGCCUGCUCCGCCUCGAUGAUACCACUCCGCCCUCAGGCCCCUGGCGAGCAGAUGGGUCCGCCGGCUGGGACGCGCGCGGCGUGGUGCUGAUAGAUUUCGGGCGCGGCAUCGACAUGCGCGCAUUCGAGCCGGACGUCCAAUUCGUCGCGGACUGGCGCGCGGACCAACACGACUGCGCCGAAGUACGCGAGGGCCGCCCGUGGACCUGGCAGCUAGACUACCACGGGCUGGCGGGGACGAUCCACACCCUGCUAUUCGGGAAAUACAUCGAGACGGCGCGCGCGGACGCGGGCGAACGCGGGCUAUGCACGGCCGCGGCGCGCAGGUACAAGGUCCGCGAGCCGCUCAAGAGGUACUGGCAGACGGACAUCUGGGCCGAGUGCUUCGACCUGCUGCUCAACCCCGGCGCGCACGUCGAGGCGGAGGAGGCGGCUCGCAUGCCGGUUACGAGGGGCUUGAGGAGAGUCAGGGAGCGCAUGGAGAGGUGGCUGGAGAUGAAUUGCGAGAAGGGCGUUGGGUUGAGGGGGUUGAUGGCGAGGGUGGAGGCUAUGGCGAGGAGUCGGAGACACUGA